Molecule: messenger RNA, 240 nt
Organism: Hippopotamus amphibius kiboko
Lineage: Eukaryota; Metazoa; Chordata; Mammalia; Artiodactyla; Hippopotamidae
Product: cyclin-dependent kinases regulatory subunit 1-like
Exons: 1
Coding region: 1-240 (79 amino acids)
Biological process (GO): regulation of mitotic cell cycle
Cellular component (GO): cyclin-dependent protein kinase holoenzyme complex; SCF ubiquitin ligase complex
Molecular function (GO): cyclin-dependent protein serine/threonine kinase activator activity; histone binding; ubiquitin binding
Source: RefSeq, a predicted model, not a curated record
AUGUCGCACAAGCAGAUUUACUAUUUGGACAAAUACGAUGACAAGGAGUUCGAGUACUGGCAUGUCAUGUUGCCCAAGGACACAGCCAAGCUGAUCCCUAAAACCCAUUUGAUGUCUGAAUCUGAAGGGAGCAAUCUUGGCCUUCAGCAGACUCAGGGAUGGGUCCAUUAUAUGAUCCAUGAACCAGAACCUCACAUCUUGCUGUUCCGGUGGCCACUGCCCAAGAAGCCAAAGAAAUGA